Molecule: messenger RNA, 3508 nt
Organism: Podarcis muralis (Common wall lizard)
Lineage: Eukaryota; Metazoa; Chordata; Lepidosauria; Squamata; Lacertidae
Gene: PPAN
Product: peter pan homolog
Biological process (GO): rRNA processing; ribosomal large subunit assembly
Cellular component (GO): preribosome, large subunit precursor
Molecular function (GO): rRNA binding
Source: RefSeq, a predicted model, not a curated record
GCGCACUUCCGGCGCUGGGGCGGCGCAGCACACGCGGCCGGAAGUGGAGGGGACCGCGUGCUCGCUCUUUCUCCGGAGGAGCCCGAAGCAGCCGCCGCCGCCGCCGCGAUGGGUCGUCCGCGCAAGACCAAGAACCAGAAGAAGGAGCGCGCGGCCGCCCAGCUGCGCGGCCAGGAGGAGUUCGGCUCCGUCCCGCACUCCUUUGUCUUCCACCGCGGCCGCGUGGGCAAGAACCUGCAGCAGCUCAUCCUGGAUGUCCGCCGCGUGAUGCAGCCCUACACGGCCUCCAGCCUCAAGGUGCGCAAGAAGAACACUCUGAAAGACUUUGUGGCAGUGGCUGGACCUCUCGGUGUGACUCACUUCCUGGUGUUCACGAAAACCCCCACCAAUAUCAACCUUAAAUUCUUCCGUCUUCCUGGUGGACCUACCUUGACCUUCAGAGUUGCUCAGUAUUCGCUCAUCAAAGAUGUUGUGUCAACCCUGAAGCGGCACCGGAUGCAUGAGCAGCAGUUCAACCACCACCCACUCCUGGUCCUCAACAAUUUUGGCCUUCAGGGCAUGCACAUCAAGGUCAUGGCGACUAUGUUCCAGAACAUGUUCCCUUCCAUCAAUGUCCACAAGGUAAACCUUAAUGCCAUCAAGCGUUGUGUACUGAUCAACUAUAACCCAGACACCCAGAUCCUUGAAUUCCGUCAUUACAGUCUGAAAGUGGUGCCUGUAGGAAUAAGCAAAGGGCUGAAGAAGAUCAUGCAGGAGAAGUUUCCUAACAUGAGCCGUCUGGAGGACAUCAGUGAACUAUUGGUUAGAGACAUCAAUCUUUCUGAGAGUGAAGCUGAGCAAGAUGGCAGUCACAACACCACAGAGCUGCCUCAGGCCUACGCUGGCCGGGGGAACAUGAAGGCCCAACAGAGCGCUGUCCGCCUCACCGAGAUUGGCCCUCGAAUGACCCUGCAACUGAUCAAGGUGGAGGAAGGGUUAAGCCAGGGCAAUGUGCUCUAUCACAGCUUCAUUUAUAAAACGGAGGAAGAGCUCCAGGUGGCCCUGGCCCGGAAAGAGGCAAGGCUGCAGCUGAAGGCUGAGCGGCGCCGCAAGCAGGAGGCAGAUGUGGAACGCAAGCAGGAGCAGAAGCAGGCUCACAGGAAGAAGAGUCUGGAGGGGAUAAAGAGGAAGAAGAAGCAGGCAGAGGGAAGUGACAGUGAUGCGGAGGACCCUGGGAUGCAAGAGGACCAGAAGGUGGAUGAGCCAUCAGACGAUGACAUGGAGUAUUAUCGGCAGGAAGUGGGAGAAGAGCCUGAUGAAGAUCUGUUUCCCCAAAGCACUAAGAGGAAACGAAGGCCCAGUCAGUCCACCAGAGCUGGGAAAAGGCAUAAAUGCACUCAUCCUGCUGGUGACCAGAGCCCAGCAGCAUCUGCAGGGACCAGCACCAAGGCAAGGAAGCAGAGGACCCCACGGCCCAUCCAGUGGAAGCCGCAGAAGUUGAGAGGCUUCUCUCCUCGACAGCCCAAGGGGGCCCAGAGUCCGCAGCACAGGGAGGCUGGUCAGCCCGCGGUGCAGCACAGAGUGUCACCAAAGACCAGGAGGAAGCGGCCCCAGGCCCCAGGGCAGCACCACGCCCGGCGGCAGCCUGGCUCAAGGCCCUGGGGGCAGGGCAAGUCUGGACUGCGGCAGAAGCCGGUGCUUAAGGGGAAAGGAAGCUUCCGAAAGCCCGGACGUUCAGGGAAGAGGCCCGCCUAGAGCCCUGGGCCUCCCUCUCUUGGUUUUGUAUAGCUGUUUGCAGGACACAUAUACCUACUGAUUCACCGUGAGCUGCCUGCCUUUUUGUCUGACUGUCUCUGUGAGGCUUGCCCUUUCCCCAUUGCUUUGCAAGGCACAAAUAUCUUUGAAUCGCUACAGAAUUGGCCAGCGGUGUCUGUCAGCUGGAUAUGGUGGCUGAUAAGGCUUGUUUGCUGGCAAGGGAAUGGGGGGGAAAUCAGUUGUUGCUGGAAUAGUGGGAGAUUCAAGACAGCUGAAGAGUGUGGUGGCUGGUAUCCACUGGAACUGGUGAGGCAGGAGGGAGAGAGGCCAACAGUAAGUGGAGCCCGAGCCAAAAGUGGGCCGAUCCCAUUCAUUUUGUUUUCUGCCUCUUCCUAGAAGGGCAACACUGAUAAUAGGGGGGGGGGCAGAUUGGCAGGCCGUUUUGCCCCCUGAACUGAUUGUAAGUGAGAAGGCAGGUGCGGGGGCAGGCAGGCCUAGUUUGUCCUCCUGGGCCAGCCUGAUUCCUUCACGCAAUAUGUAGUGAUGGCUGCCAUUGCAAAUGUCUUUUCAGGGAGGAUAAUUCUUAGCCAGCAAGCCUAGUAGUCACUGAUACACAUUACCUCCAUUGUCAAGUGUCAAUAUGCCUUUGAAUAACUCUUGUUGGAGAGCAACAGUGGAGAGGGUGACUGCAUUUGUGUUUUGUCUCUGGGUUUCUCACAGGCACCCGAGAACUGAGAACAGGAUAGGUCUUUGGACUGAUCCAACAGGCUCUUCUUAAGUUCUUAACUGUGCAGCUUAUUGAGGGUAUAGUUCAUAACUAAUUCUAUUCUACUCCUCUUUGCUCUUUUUAAAAGUAAUUUAAAUUACUUUUGGACACUCCUUAAAAUGGGCCAUGGAGCACCAGUGACCCCGAGGUUGUUGGAUUCCAGCUCCCAUCAUCCCUGACCACUGGCCACGCUGGCUGGCUGGGGCAACUGGGAGGUGGAGUCCACAAUUUCUGGGGAGCCACGUGCUCUCCAUCCCUGCCUUUGAAGGUGGUCAGAGCAAGAUAGACAAAGUGUGGAUAUUCCCCUUUGAGGAGACCCAUUUGUCUGAGAAGUGGUUGAUACUUGAUCACACCGUUACGGUGAUGAGAUUCCAUGAGCAAUUUUCAAUAGUUUUCUGGUCUCAGAAUGAGACCCAUUAAAGGAAAUUGCUGCUUAGCCAUGACCACUCUACAGAUUAUUUGUGUAGUUGUGUCCAUGUUUGGAAUUCCGAAAGCCUUGCCUUCUGAAAUAAUAGCAAGAGCAAGUAUUCUAGUCCUCAUGGGCAAGAUAAUUUUUAGAAGAGUGAUCUCUGUGGCUCAUUUCAGGCAUCAAGCUGAACCAUGGUUAACACAGCUUGGCAUGAUAAUCUCAUUGUUAAAGCAGUUGAUUUAAGAGAUCCUUAUUUGGGUUUCUCUGUCUUUUUGCCUGAGAGAACAAAACACCACUACAGCUGUUUUCCCCCAUCAGGGGAAAAACUUAUGUGAGAGACAGAUAAAUGGAAAUGAUAAAUGGAGCUCUCAAAGUGGCAAUCACUAGCAUCCUUAACAGUCUGCACCACAUUUUGACUGUCAGAGGAAUGCUCCAUAGGAACUCAAAUGUCCAUCAAAAACUCUGGAGAACAUUUCCUUUAUCUUAAGGUGGGUGUGGGACCUUAUCUCUGAGAGGACUCUUUAGGCCUGAAAUGUACUUAUAAGAUACUAAGCAGCCAUCUGUACAUUGGUCAAGAGAAAUAUAUCUUAUAGGAACUA